Molecule: messenger RNA, 10349 nt
Organism: Dama dama (fallow deer)
Lineage: Eukaryota; Metazoa; Chordata; Mammalia; Artiodactyla; Cervidae
Product: large ribosomal subunit protein eL42-like
Exons: 1
Coding region: 2157-2477 (106 amino acids)
Biological process (GO): translation
Cellular component (GO): cytosolic large ribosomal subunit; ribosome
Molecular function (GO): structural constituent of ribosome
Source: RefSeq, a predicted model, not a curated record
AUUUCCUUUUCAUACAUGAACCUCCUGAUAAGAGAGGAAAUUUGGAUUUUUUUCAUUUAAACUAAUAAUAGAGGUGAAAAUAGAAUUAAAGGCUUUUAUUAGCUUACUUAAAAUCAGAUUUUUUUUUUUUAAGGGAAAUGUUUAUCAUACUUCUGAAAUAAAAACAUUUUGAACUCUUUUGGCACAGAAGAAUGUUAACAGGAAUGAGAAGAUAAUUUAAGAGGAAUACCUUUUUAUUGCUAUGUAAAGAGAGCUUAAAAGCAUUUGAAGUUCACUUUUCUCUUGUAUACCUUUGGAGGUAGUUGAGGAAAAUAAAAUUAUUGAUUUUUAGUUGGCCUUAGAGAUAAACUAAUUUCUAUUUCAUUACUUGUUCACCAUUGAAAAAGAAAAAAUUUUAGAGUGUUCUAUAAGACUUCACACCCAUUGAUAUCAUUAAGUGUGGUAUUAUUCUUUAUAGCACAUAUGUAAAGCACAUAGCCCAAUCAUUUAUUAAACAUUUAUGGAACACCUGUCAUAUCCAAGCACUGUUCUGUACUCUAGGAUUAUAUCAGCAAACAAAACAGGUGAAAUUGCUUAUGUUUAUGGAACUCACAUUAUAAGGUGACACUGAAAAUAAAAUGGUAUUCAGGACAGACAUCGUCUCUGCUCUCAAAACAAACGAAGUCUAGGUAGAAGUAUAUAGGCCAUAGGUGGACAGGCCAUGUGAUAAGUGGAAAGAUAGAGAAGUUCAGAUUACUGUAAGGGACAUCUAACUGUAACUCAAGUGAGUCUAGCAAAGAUUCACAGAUAAAAGUAUUUUAGUAGGAAUAAUCUAGAUGAAGAAAAGGGCAGGGAAGAAUAUCCUAGGCAAAGGGGGAAUAUGUAUGUGAAAGAGCCAGAGGAAAGAAAGUGUGGCAGGCUUGGGGAACUGACAGUAGUUCAUUCUGGUUGGAUCACAGUGUUCAAGUUAACAAUGGGAUAGGCACUCUUCCAGGGGCAGUAUCGAGAGGCACUGAGAAUGAGCUAGCAUUUGACAUAACCAUUGUAGGCUGUCCUAUAGUACCACCUCUAACAAAACCAGGCUGUCCCAAAUCCCUGGUAAUAGAAUUGUUUAUACUAAGAACGUUGGGAAAGCAGCAGAAUCUACAUGUGGAAUAUGCCCGGGCCAACUUCGAGGAAUUCGCUGUGACCUAAAGUUCUUAUCAGGUUGUCUAAAAAUGAAGGAAUUUAUCAGCUGGGCUUAUGGUGGUUCCGUGUAUGUUAUAUGUGUCCAUGACAGAAUCAAGCACACUGUUCUUAUUGAGCAGAAAAUCGUUGUGAAAGUGUUGAAAGCACAAUCAGGAAGUUAAAUUUUAAAAUGAAGCUUUUUUUUUAGUAAUAAAAAAAAUCAAGAAGCCUUAAAAAAAAGGGUUAGUAGAUGAGGCUGACAAAACAUGGUCCACUGGAGAAGGAAAUGGCAAACCACUUCAGUAUUCUUGCCUUGAGAACCCCAUGAACAGUGUGAAGAGGCAAAAAGAUAGGACAUGAAAGAUGAACUCCCCAGGUCAGUAGGUGCCCACUGUGCUCCUGGAGAUCAGUAGAGAAAUAACUCCAGAAAGAGUGAGGAGAAGGAGCCAAACCAAAAACACCACCCAGUUGUGGAUAUGACUGGUGAUGAAAGUAAAGACUAAUGCUGUAAAGAACAGUAUCACACAGGAACCUGGAAUGUUAGGUCUAUGAAUUAAGGUAAAUUAGACAAAGGUCAGACAGAAGCUGGCAAGAGUGAACAGCAACAUUUUAAGAAUCUGUGAUCUAAAGUGGACUGGAAUGGGUGAUUGAACUGAGUUGACCAUUAUAUCCACUACUGUUAAGUAAAAAAAUCCUUAGAAGAAAUGGCGUAGCCCUCAUAGUCAACAAAAGAGUCCGAAAUGCAGUACUUGGAUGCAAUCUGAAAAAUAACAGAAUGAUCUCUGUUCGUUUCCAAGGCAAACCAUUCAGUAUCACAGUAAUCCAAGUCUAUGCCCCAACCAGUAAUGCUGAAGAAGCUAAAGUUGGAUGGUUCUAUGAAGACCACAAAACCUUCUAGAACUAACACCCAAAAAAGGUGUCCUUUUCAUUAUAGGGGACUGAAAUAAAUGCAAAAGUAGGAAGUUAAGAGAUUCCAGGAGGCUUUUUGUGCUGGUAUCACUCUUGCAAACAUGUUGAAUGUGCCAAAAACCCGCCGGACUUUCUGUAAGAAGUGUGGGAAGCACCAGCCCCACAAAGUGACACAGUACAAGAAGGGCAAGGAUUCUUUAUAUGCCCAGGGAAAGCGGCAUUAUGACAGGAAGCAGAGUGGCUGUGGUGGGCAGACUAAGCUGAUUUUCCAGAAAAAGGCUAAAACUACAAAGAAGAUUGUACUGAGGCUUGAAUGUGUUGAGCCCAACUGUAGAUCGAAUAGAAUGCUGGCUAUUAAGAGAUGCAAACAUUUUGAGUUGGGAGGCAAUAAGAAGAGAAAGGGUCAAGUGAUCCAAUUUUGAGCUUCAUAUUUUGUUUUAUUAUGAAGACAACAAAAGUUUGAGAUCGUUUACUUAAAAAAAAAAGAAAAAGAUUCCAGGAGUAACAGACAAAUUUGGCCUUGGUGUACAAAAUGAAGCAGGGCAAAGGCUGACAAGACUUUUGCCAAGAGAAUGCACUGGUCAUAGCAAGUACCCUCUUCCAACAACACAAAGAUGACUCUACACACGGACAACACCAGAUGGUCAAUAUUGAAAUCAGAUUGAUUAUAUUCUUUGCCGCCGAAGAUGGAGAAGCUCUAUACAGUCAGCAAAAACAAGACUGGGAGCUGACUAUGGCUCAGAUCGUGAACUCCUUAUUGCCAAAUUCAGACUUAAAAUGAAAAAAGUAGGAAAACCACUAGAUCAUUCAGGUAUGACCUAAAUCAAAUCCCUUAUGAUUAUACAGUGGAAGUGAGAAAUACACUCAAGGGAUUAGAUCUGAUAGACAGCCUGAUGAACUAUGGAUGGAGGUUCGUGACAUUGUACAGGAGACAGGGAUCAAGACCAUCCCCAAGAAAAAAAUGUAAAAAAGCCAAAUGGCUGCCUGAAGAGGCCUUACAAAUAGCUGUGAAAAGAAGAGAAGCAAAAAGCAAAGAAGAAAAGGAAAGAUAUACCCAUUUGAAUGCAGAGUUCCAGAGAAAAGCAAGGAGAGACAAGAAAGCCUUCUUCCGUAAUCAGUGCAAAGAAAUAGAGGAAAACAAUAGAAUUGGAAAGACUAGAGAUCUCUUCAAGAAAAUUAGAGAUACCAAGGGAACAUUUCAUGCAAAGGUGGUCUCGAUAAAGGACAGAAAUGGUAUGGAUCUAACAGAAGCAGAAGAUAUUAAGAAGAGGUGGCAAGAAUACACAGAAGAGCUACAGAAAAAAGAUCUUAAUGACCCAGAUAACCAUGAUGGUGUGAUCACUCACCUAGAGCCAGGCAUCCUGGAAUGUGAAGUCAAGUGGGCUUUAGGAAGCAUCACUACAAACUAAGCUAUUGGAGGUGAUGGAAUUCCAGUUGAGCUAUUUCAAAUCCUAAAAGAUGAUACUGGUGACUGAGCCAUGAAAUUAAAAGACACUUCCUCCUUGGAAGAAAAGCUAUAACCAACCUAGACAGCAUAUUAAAAAGCAGAGACAUUACUUUGCCAACAAAAGUCUGUCUAGUCAAAGCAAUGGUUUUUCCAGUAGUCAUGUAUGGAUGUGAGAGUUGGACUAUAAAGAAAGCUGAACAGCUAAGAAUUGAUGCUUUUGAACUGUGGUAUUGGAGAAGUCUCUUGAGAGUCCCUUGGACUGCAAGGAGAUCCAAUCAGUCCAUCCUAAAGGAAAUCAGCCCUGAAUAUUCAUUAGAAGGACUGACGCUGAAGCUGAAACUCCCAUACUUUGGCCACCUGAUACGAAGAACUGACUCAUUUGAAAAGACCCUGAUGCUGAGAAAAAUUGAAGGCAGGAGGGGAAGGGGACGACAGUGAAUGAGAUGGUUGGAUGGCAUCACCAACUUAAUGGACAUGAGCUUGAGUAAACUCCUGGAGUUGGUAAUGGACAGGGAAGCCUGGCACGCUGCAGUCCAUGGGGUCACAGUUGGACACGACUGAGCAACUAAACUGAACUGAACUGAGAUGAGGCUAGAAUAAUGAAGCAGUGUCAUUUCAUGAAUGCCCUUUAAGUAAUGAGGAGUUUGAGAUUUAUAUAAUGAGGAACCAUGAAAGCAGGGGAGUCAUAUGUAACAUUUGAAAGAGGAAUACCAAGAGAAUUUAUUUCAAGGAAUAAGGAGAAAAAAUUAAAAACCCUCAUCACUUUGGUUUUCCUUUCUGCAUAGUAAUCCUUCAAAACUAGGCAUAGAACAAAAUUAGUCACUUCCACAAAACCAAUUUUAAGGCCAAGGAGCCUAGUACUUCCUGUUCAUAUUGUCGUGAUGUUCUAGCAGUGCAGCAUAGGGGUUGCUGUUAAAAUCGUUCAUCCUUGCAUUCUCCUUAAAGCCAUUCAAAUGCUUGGAACUCAGCCAUUCAGACAAAAUCUAGUCAUUGAUGCUCUGAGGUAGGUACUAUUAUUAUCCACAUACAGAUGAGAAAUCAGAACUGGUUAUAAGAUUAGUAGAUAUAUUUUAUUUUUAAUAGUGGGAAAGUUUACAUAUUGUGCUACAGUGGCAGGAGGUUUAGAGUUUUGUUUUAAUUUAGCAGUAAAAGUUCUUAGCAGGGGAAGAUGGUCUUUCGGGGUUUUUCUGUUUGGUGUUUUGUUGUUUUUCUUUUUACAUUAAUUCCCCAAAAUUAACAUCAGUAGAACUCAGUGGCUAAGCAAAAGUUAAUUAUACUGGUAAGUUUAAAAGUAAAAUUCCAUGGUUAAACAUUUAAAAAAUCCUGUCUGGAUAUACAAACACAUCUGUGUUGAGAGAGCUUAUCUUUUUUUUUUUUUCCCCCUCCAGAAAUGUAUAUACAGGCUGCAUUCACUGAGGAAGGGAUGCUCGGAAAUGUAUUCUUAACUUCAGAGUGAAACUUGAAUUAGAAAUUAGUUCUUUUUAUCAUUAGAACUCUUUUACCCAUCAGAGAAACAUUUGCUUUUAAUUUUUAAAAGCAGUAUUCUAGACAUCAAGGAUAGCGUAUAAACAAAAUAGAUCAUACUCCUGCCUUCAUGGAACCUACAUUCUAUUUAGGGGUAGAGGGGAGUAGAAAAUCAAUAUGUUUUAUCAAUUACAUAGUAUAUUAGAUGGUGAUAAAUGCACUGGAGAAAAAUAGAGCAGGAAAGUAGAGAUUUACAUAGUCAGGGAAGACAGAUUUGAAAGAUGUGAGAAAAUAAAGCACACGAGCUUUAUUAUUAUUAGAGAUGCUCCAGGAGAGGAGGUACAAAAACUCAGAAGCAGGAACAUGGUUGUAUGUUCAGAUAACAAAAGAGAGAGCUUAGCUGAAGAUUAAUCAAGGAAACAGGGAGCUAGGAUAUAUAGGCUUUGGAAAACACUCUGUGGACUUUGACCUUUACUUGGAGAUAAAGUCUGGAGGAUUUUGAGCUGAAGAGGGACAUGAUUUGAUUUUAGCUUUUAACAAGAUCAUUCUUGCUGCCCUGUUGAGGAUGUUAGAGGGUAAGAGUGGGAGCUGACAGGCCUAUUGGGAGCCUAUUGCAGUAACUUGGUCAAUAAUCCAAUCAGGAGAUGAUGGAAGCUUGGAUGGGGGGAUUGAGAUAGAUAUGGUAGAAGUGCUCAAACCCUGGGUGUGUUUUUAAAGGUAAAAACAGCAAGGGUUUGCUGAUAAGUGUUCUAUAUAUGAGACCUAGAGGUGUCAAGAAUUACUGCCGGUGUUGGCCUGAGCACCUGAAAGAAUUAGAGUUUUGGUUCAUUAAAGUGGGGAAUACCCCAGGAGGAGCAGGUUGGGUGUGGGGAAGGCACAUCAGGUAUAUCAGGAGCCCAAUUUUAGACGUGUUAAGUUUGAGAAAUGAAACACUCAAGUGGAGAUAAUCAGUUUCAGGAUAUGCAAGUCUGGAUAUUGGUGGGGAGUGAAUUAGAUAAAUUAGACAUUUGUCAGUAUAUCAAGGAUAUUUAAAUCUGUGAGACUAGAUGAACUUACCAAGGGAGUACAUAGAGAGAGGGGCUUCCUUGGUAGCGUGCUGGUGAAGAAUACACCUGCAAUGCAGGUGACCCCAGUUUGAUUCCUGGGUCAGAAAGAUCCCCUAUAGAAGGGAUAGGUUACUUACUUCAUUACUCAUGGGCUUCCCUGGUGGCUCAGAUAGUAAAGAAUCUGCCUGCAAUGUGGGAGAUCUGGGUUCAAUCCCUGGGUUGGGAAGAUCCUCUGGAGGAGGGCAUGGCAAUCCACUCCAGUAUUCUUGCCUGGAGAAUCUCCAUGGACAGAAGUGCAUGUGCAGAAACCACAUGUGUGGCCUUGGAUUAAGCUGUAAAAGGCAUGAGGAGUGUUUCACUGUGACCUGUAGAUAGUUCAAGUGAAAAGAGGGCUGUUAGUAGACCUUUGUAUUUAAAAUAUUGAAGUCAUUGCUGACCUUGAUGAGUAGCUUUAAUGGAACAGUGUGGGCAAAAGCUUGUUUGCCAGCGGAAGGAGAGAAACUGUUGACAGUAAGUUUAGAUAAGUCUUUCAAGUAGUUUUACUGUAAAGAGGAAUAGAGAAGUGAAGCACUAGCCAGAGGAGGAAGUAGCGUCUAGCCCAUUUUUGUCUUGUUUUUUUAAGAUAGGAGAAAUAAAAGCAUGAUUAUAAUCUGAUAAGAAUGAUACACUAAAUGGAGAAAAUACUAUAUUGAAAAGAAAGGGAAGAAUUGGUAGUGUGAUAUCCUUGAGAGGCCAUAUUAUACCCAGGUAGAAAAAUUUACCUUAAAAUAAUCUUAGGGGCAUAGAUAUAGCUCAUCUGUAGUACGAGGAAAGAUGACCAAAAGCGUGGAAGUUUCCUGAUUGUUUUUUUCUCCUCUUAAGAUAAAAAGGAAGCAAUUCACCAGCUGAUUAUAAAGGUUAAGCGAGAAUUGCUGAAAUUUUACAGAUGGAUAAAGGGGCAUGAAAAAUCAUCAGGAGAAUGUUAAGUGGAUAGAUUUUAGAGAAAUGUAGUGUAGUUGCCAGGCAGCAUUGUGGACCCACUUGUUCCUACUGAACUCGCUGAGUGUGAGACUAGACUAUGAUUUUGUAUUUUUUCAUGUCAUAGAUACAUGGAUACUGAAUAGAUAAUUAGGGAGAUCUUUACCAAAUGAGUAGUAUGAAGUAAAGGACAUAGGAUUUGAAGGUAUAUGCAAGGGGGGUGAUUCUGAUAAUUUACCUUCACACAAAUGGCAUGCUGGUAGGAUAAUAGAUGGUAGGUCUAUGGUAGGACUAUAGAUCCGAGAUCAGUUCAGUUCAGUCACUCAGUCGUGUCCGACUCUUUGCAACCCCAUGGACUGCAGCACACCAGGCCUCCCUAUCCAUCACCAACUCCAGGAGUUUACCAAACUCAUGUCCAUCAAGUCAGUGAUGCCAUCCAACCAUUUCAUCCUCUGUCAUUCCCUUCUCCUCCUGCCUUCAAUCUUUCCCAGCAUCAGUGUCUUUUCAGAUGAGUCAGCUCAUCGCAUCAGGUGGCGAAAGUAUUGGAGUUUCAGUUUCAACAUCAGUCCUUCCAGUGAACACCCAGGACUGAUCUCCUCUAGGAUGGACUGGUUGGAUCUCCUUGCAGUCCAAGGGACUCUCAAGAAUCUUCUCCAACACCACAGUUCAAAAGCAUCAAUUCUUUGGCCCUCAGCUCUCUUUAUAGUCCAACUCUCACAUCCAUACGUGACUACUAGAAAAACCAUAGCCUUGACUAGACGGACCUUUGUUGACAAAGUAAUGUCUCUGCUUUUUAAUAUGCUAUCUAGGUUGGUCAUAACUUUCCUUCCAAGGAGUAAGCAUCUUUUAAUUUCAUGGCUGCAGUCACCAUCUGCAGUGAUUUUGGAGCCCCCAAAAAUAAAGUCAGCCACUGUUUGUUUCCACUGUUUCCCCAUCUAUUUGCCAUGAAGUGAUGGGACCAGAUGCCAUGAUCUUAGUUUUCUGAAUGUUGAGAUUUAAGCCAACUUUUUCACUCUCCACUUUCACUUUCAUCAAGAGGCUCUUUAGUUCUUCUUUACUUUCUGCCAUAAGGGUGGUGUCAUUUAAAUAUCUGAGGUUAUUGAUACUUCUCCCAGCAAUCUUGAUUCCAGCUUGGAAUCUGAGAUAGGCUUGUUGAAAUGAGAGUACUAGGGAAAAAGAUGAUGGUCAGAGAAUGGAAUGUUGGAAAAUACGAUUAUUAUAAGGGUUAUAGUUUUUGGAAUUAAUAAAGUCUAGAUGAGGCAUUGGUAAUGGAUGGCUGAAUUGGGGUCAGGCACAGAAUCACUAGAAGAGAAGAGCCCAUGGAUCUGAUAGGCCAAAGUGUUCAAAUAAUUAGAUUAACAAUUAUUUGAACAAUCUAAGAAUUGUUCAAAUAAUUCUUAGAAUCACCAAGAAUUAAGAUACACUGGCAGAAACAAAAAUUUAGAGAUAAAGAUGAAAAAAAAAUAAGACAACUGUAGAUGAUUGCAACAAGAGAUAGUUGAUAGUUGAAUAACAUGAAAUUCAAAAAUUUGGUAGGAGUAAUCUUGGUGACGGAGAAGAAUAUAGGAAUGGAAAUGAGCAUACAACUCCUAUAGCUUCCACCUCUAGGCUCAAUGAUACAUGGAGUGUGGGAGAUAAGCACAGCAUCAGGAGGUAAAAGGAAGGUUUAGAGAAGAGGUUAAGGAGAAAGGAUUUUGCUGACUGAUUUCUAGAUGGCACAGGAGUCAUAAAGAAGGAAACUCUAUUUUAUGAAGAGAUUAAUUUCACCUACCUUUACCGAUGAAGCAUUUUAUAUUUUAACUAGUGAUACCACUUUAAUGGCAGAAAGUAAAGAGAAACUAAAGAGCCUCUUGAUUAAAGUAAAAGAGGAGAGUGAAAAAGCUGGCUUACAACUCAACUUUCAAAAAGUGAAGAUCAUGGCACCUGAUCUUAUCACUUCAUGGCAAAUAGAUGAGGAAAAAGUAGAAACUGUGUCAGAUUUCAUAUUCUUGGGCUCCAGAAUCAAUGUGGAUGGUGAUUGCAGCCACGAAAUUAAAAGAUGCUUCUCCUUGGAAGAAAAGCUAUAACAAACCUAGACAGUGUAUUAAAAAGCAGAGACAUCACUUUGCUGACAGUGGUCCUUAUAGGCAAAGCUAUGCUGUUUCUAAUAGUCAUGUAUGGAUGUGAGAGCUGGACCAUAAAGAAGGCUGAGCACUGAAGAGUUGAUGCUUUUGAACUGUGGUGUUGGAAAAGACGCUUUAGAGUCCCUUGGACAGCAAGGAGAUCAAACCAGACUAAUCCUAAAGAGAAGGAAAUGGCAACCCACUCUAGUAUUCUUGCCUGGAAAAUCUCAUGGAACAAGGAGUCUGGUAGGCUACAGUCCAUGGGGUUGCAAAGAGUUGGACACAACUGAGCGACUUCACUCUCACUUUCAGGGAGAUAGUGAAGGACAGGGAAGCGCAUGCUGCAUGCAGUUCAUGGGGGUCCCAAAGAGUCGGACACAACUUAGCAACUGAACAAAAACAAUGAAUUUUAAUAGGAUUGUUUUCAACCUUAGAAGUGGUUGGAUUAGAAUGAUUAUUGGCCAGUCAUGUUACGUUUUUUUCUAUUUAGUAUUAUGGAGAAACAGUAAGCGUAAAAUAAACUGAAAAUUAGAAUUAUCUUUAAAGUAUUUGUAAGCACAUUGAUAAAAAGAUUUCACUAAUUUCUAAUAAAACUUUUAUUUUUCCCCUUAAACAAGAAUUUGUGAUAUCCGCCCUAUUCUUCUGUUGAGUAUUCAUUAUGUUAUCAGUCAUAACAUAUUAUUUGAAUGUCUAUCCCUUCACCUGUCUACAAUCCAUAAAAGAAUGGUAUUGUUUCAUCUUUAUAUCUCAGCUUGUUCUAGUGAUGCUGGACAAGGAGAUACUCAGUAAAUAUUUGAAUAAACAGGAAAAUGUGAAAAUCUAUUUUAUGAAAAGAGUUGUUGGUCAAAUAUUUCUCAAAGAAUUAGCUUGAAAACUUUAAUCUGUGGUAGUAUCUGACAUUUAGGUAAGGUUUUCAUUGGUUUUUGAAUUUAAAAAUUCAUAAAGGAAGGAAAAGGUUAAUAAAACAUACAGUAGAAAAUUGAAGUAUUAUGAAUCAUUUUUCUGGAGAAAAAUAGAUAUUUUUUUUAAAACCUUUUAAAGUUUAUACUUGUAAAGAUGACUUUGAAACAGACUUUCAAGGAUUUUAUAUUUAAAAAUAACCUGCCUUUUCUCUAAUGUAAUUGACCCAAGAGGGGUAAUCUAAAUAGCACCCUUCAUCAUUAAAAUAUUAACAUCUUUUAAAUCUUUAGCCUGUGGAGGUUGGUAGAAGGUAAAUACUGCCACCAAGUGGUGAUAUGCAGAAACUUUGGCCCUGUAUACAUAAUUGGAGAUUUUCUU